AUGUGGGAAAAGCUACUCUACGUAGUAGGCAUUCUGGCAUCCAUGGCAUACGGAACAGUAUUGCUUUUAAUGACUCUAAUUUUCGGCAACUUCGUGUCUGUAUUUACGGAUUUUGCUUUGGACCGAAUUCCCAGUGAUAACUUCCGGCGAAAAUUGUCGCUACGAACUAUUCAAAAAAAAUACUUCAAUAUCGUCCUCCAUCAACGAAUUGCUUACCAUGAAACCAAACUCACAUCGGGGGCUGUCUCUCUCGCUCUCUCCACUCACUCAAAUUCCACCCGUUCUGGUUUGGCUAAGAAAUUUGGUCUCUCACUAAAAAGCGCCUCUACUGUCGUGGCAACUUUCAUCGUGGCACUCCAUUCCCAGUGGAAGCUAGCUUUAGUCACGGCCACAAUAAUUCCAGCAGUCAUUGUAGCUGUUGGAGCUACUUGUGUUUUCGACGAGAAGAAAGAAGAGAGCCUUAAUACUAUUAAAGCGGAGGCCACAAAGCUUGCAGAUGAGGUAAUAAGUUCCAUCCGAACCGUCAGAGCGCGUGGAGCUGAAAAGGCUUUGGGUAAUAAGUACGACACGAUGAUAAAACGUGCCGUCGCGAUUGGACUCUCUAAAGCCCCCGUCAAAGGCGUUUAA
Messenger RNA from Talaromyces proteolyticus, 627 nucleotides. RefSeq names its product ABC transporter type 1, transmembrane domain-containing protein. The record is from RefSeq and is a predicted model, not a curated record. Bases 1 to 627 code for a protein of 208 amino acids. Lineage: Eukaryota; Fungi; Ascomycota; Eurotiomycetes; Eurotiales; Trichocomaceae. The transcript is spliced from 2 exons. Gene Ontology annotation, molecular function: ABC-type transporter activity; ATP binding. Gene Ontology annotation, cellular component: membrane. Gene Ontology annotation, biological process: transmembrane transport.